GAUGAAGUUCACAGGAGCUCAUCUUCUUCCUCAUCCUCCUCCUCCUCCUCCUCCUCCUCCUUCUCCUUCUCUACUCAUUUCUCACUAACUCCAUCCAUGAAACCAUUCAAUUCCCUCCCUCUUUCCCUCUCCCAAGGGAAACCCAAUACACCCUUCAUCCACCUUAACUAGAUUGUCUCUCUCUCUCCCUCCCGCACUCUCCCUCUACAGAACUAAAUGGCUCCACCGGAUACCGCUCCGCCGAAGCCACAUCCGAUGGCGGAGAAGGACGAGACCGCCCCGGGAUCCGUCUCGCGCAAGGCAGCGUCGUCCCCGUCAUCCGGGAAGCCGCCGGAGCAAGCCCUAAAGUGCCCGAGGUGCGAGUCGUCCAACACCAAGUUCUGCUACUACAACAACUACAGCCUCACCCAGCCCCGCCACUUCUGCAAGACCUGCCGCCGCUACUGGACCAAGGGCGGCGCCCUCCGCAACGUCCCGAUCGGCGGCGGCUGCCGCAAGAACAAGAAGCUUAAGCCCUCCUCCGCCUCGUCCAGGCUCUUCCCCGGCGGGGCGGGCGACCCUAAGGAGUACUACUCCGUGCCGGCGGCCCCACCCCACCCGGAGCUCGGCGGCUUCAAGCUCUUCCAAGGCUUGUCCCCGGCCGUGGAUUUCCAGCUCGGCGGGCUUUCUAAUUUCUCUAAGGCGGUUCAGAAUCACAACCCUCCAGCCCCUGGAAUUUACGGCCAGUUCUCUUCGUUUUCAGAUGCAUCUGCCAUCGAAACGGCCGCCGCCGCCGCUACUAACAGCGCUACCACCUGUUUCUCUCUAGACCCGAUGGCGGGUCCCAGCGGCUCUCUUCUUGGGUUCAACAAUUAUCACGCGCUCCCUCCCUUCAUCACGGCUGCUCCGGGGUUUGCUACAUCCGGUGCACUUCAGGAGUCAGGCGGUUCGAUGAAGGUUGAUACCAAUCUUGCAUCCUCCAUCGAGUCGCUGAGCUCGAUCAACCAGGAUCUGCACUGGAAGCUGCAGCAGCAGAGGCUGGCUAUGCUGUUCGGCGGAGACAAUAACAACAACCAUAAUCCCAAGGCCAACAACGGCGGCGAUGUCGCCUCGUCAAUCAACGUCGCCACCUCACCUUUCGAGGAUCAGCCGCAGAACUUGCGACAGCCUGUCUUGUUCCAGAAUCUGGACGCUACAGGUAGCUCGAGAAAGGAAGGCUCCUCAGUGACGGAGUGGUUCUUCGGGAACGCGUACGCAUCAGUUACAACGCCGAGCCCGACCAACAGCAGCAGUAACGGGAACGACAACAACAAUACCGGCAACUGGAACAGCAAAGGAUCGGGUCAAGCGUUUCAAUACACUGCUUUGCCCUAGCUGCGGAUGUUAGAGAGACACAGAAUAUUAAAAAAAAGAGUAAGUCUUUCAAGGGUUUCACAAUUUAAAAGCUAAAAAAGAUAGCUUGGGAAACAAAGAAAUUAAUUAGAAUCAUUUAAUCUCUCCCCGAAUGUUGCUGUUGGGUUUUACAUGUCUGUUCUUGUGUUUAACUUGUUGGGUUCAAACGAAAUCCACAUGUAACAGUAGCCAAAAAAGAAAAAAGAAAAACAGAAAUAGCAUGCUUUUGAAUAUUUCCUGUUGUAUUAACUGUGUGUAUUUGAUAAGAUGCUAAUCAUUAGGUUUUAGUGUUCUCUAAUUUGUAACCGAAGCUGUGUAGAGGUUCAUGGUUAUAUUAUAUAGCUUUUUUCCUUCGUUUAUG
Syzygium oleosum is the source of this 1732-nucleotide messenger RNA. Its product is annotated as dof zinc finger protein DOF5.7. Gene Ontology annotation, molecular function: DNA binding; DNA-binding transcription factor activity. NCBI's taxonomy places the organism in Eukaryota, Viridiplantae, Streptophyta, Magnoliopsida, Myrtales, Myrtaceae. Gene Ontology annotation, biological process: regulation of DNA-templated transcription. The coding region runs from base 217 to 1353 and encodes 378 amino acids. The record is from RefSeq and is a predicted model, not a curated record. The transcript has a single exon.